AGGUUACUGGAAGAAGAAAUGGCCACUAAUCUUUCACGAGGUCUCUUCUUAGAAGAACUUAAUAGGUACCAUCAGAAGAAUAAUGUAGCAAUUGAUUAUCGUGAACUGUCUAAGACAGGACCUCCACAUGACUUAAGGUUUACAUUUCAAGUUGUAAUAGAUGGGAGAGAAUUUCCAAAAGCUGAAGGUAGAUCAAAGAGGGAAGCCAAAAAUGCGGCAGCCAAAAUAGCUUGUGAAAUACUUAAAGAAAACAAGAGCGUUAGUUCUUUACCACUGCUGACAACAGAUAAUUCAGAAAAACUUCCCAUGAAUUACAUAGGCCUUGUUAAUACACAUGCCCAGAAGACACAACUGCCUCUAAAUUAUGAACAAUACGAAUCACGGGAGUUUGGGCCCAAAAGGUUUCAUUGUAAAUACAAAAUUGGACGGAAAGAAUACCCUAUUGCUGUAGGUUCUACUAAACAGGAGGCAAAGCACUUAGCUGCUAAACUGGCCUAUGAGCAGAUACUCUCAGAAGAAACCGCAAUGAAAGCUGAGUCAAGGUACUCUGGUUCUUUCUCUGCUGCGUCCGGUGACUUCAGGAGAGGCUCUUCUAUGACAAGCACGUCUGCUUCUGAAUCACCAUCUGAAAGUGACCACUCAGCAAGUGCGUCAGAAGGAAAUUGGAACAGUAAUGGUUUAAACAAUUCCUCUUCAUUUUCUAUGAACAGUCGCAGGAAGCCGAAAAGAAGUUUGGCACCUACAUUUAACUCUCCUGUGAAAGAAGAAAAUGAGUAUACUGUGAAUGACAGGUUUACCAAGGAUUUUACAGAUAUAGAAGAGAUUGGCUCAGGUGGAUUUGGCCAGGUUUUCAAAGCAAAACACAAACUUGAUGGGAAGACUUAUGUUGUUAAACGUGUUAAAUAUAACAGCAAGAAGGCGGAGCGUGAAGUAAAAGCUUUGGCUACGCUGAGUCAUCCAAAUAUUGUUCACUACUCUAGCUGUUGGGAUGGGACUGAUUAUGAUCCUGAGGAAAGCAUAAAUCCUUCAAGAUCAACGACGAGGUGCCUUUUCAUCCAGAUGGAAUUUUGUGAUAAAGGGACGUUGGAGCGAUGGAUUGACGACAGAAGAAACAAUAAACCAGAUAAAUGUUUGUCUUUGAAAUUAUUUGAACAAAUAACAACAGGAGUAGAUUAUAUACAUUCACAACAGUUAAUUCAUAGAGACCUUAAGCCAAGUAACAUAUUUUUAGUAGAUAGAGAACACGUAAAGAUUGGAGACUUUGGACUUGUAACGUCCCUGGAAAAUGAUGACAAGCGGACAAGUAAUAAGGGAACUAGGCGAUACAUGAGCCCAGAACAGAUUUCUUUAGAAGAAUAUGGAAAUGAAGUGGACAUUUAUGCUUUGGGGUUAAUUCUUGCAGAGCUUCUUCACAUAUGUCCUACUACUUCGGAAACAUUUAAGAUUUUGGAAGAUGUAAAGGCUGGCAACUUCUCAGAUGUAUUUGAUAAGAGAGAAAAAAUUCUUCUACAGAAAUUAGUCUCAAAAGAUCCCAAGAAACGACCUAAGACAUCUGAAAUAUUGAGGACUUUGGAGGAAUGGAAGAAUGGUCCAGAGACAAGGAAAUGGAAAUCAUGUUAGAACCCUUCUAAGAAAGUAUCUUGCUUCUGAUCUUCAAUUUUCCUGUAACUGUCUGAAAUCUGCUAGGGAAUAUUGAUGG
Messenger RNA from Ceratotherium simum simum (southern white rhinoceros), 1699 nucleotides. The record is from RefSeq and is a predicted model, not a curated record. Lineage: Eukaryota; Metazoa; Chordata; Mammalia; Perissodactyla; Rhinocerotidae.